AUUAGCUAAAGUCACCAAAUUUCCAGCUCUAUAAUUCCUCUGUACGCAGUUGUUAUAUGUACAAUUCAAGCAUCCCACAACUCUUUCUAAUUCCUAGCUAGUUCAUCCUUUGACCAUUACCUAUAUAAAGUCCUCUUAUCAAUAUUAUCCAACUAUCAAAUUGAAACUCUCUCUUUAUAAUUACCUACAUGAUCGUGUAAUUCUUCAACCCCCUUUCUCUCUCUCUCUCUCUCUCAAGAUGGCAACAUGCACUUGUCAUAGAAUUUCAGUGAUGUUCUUGCUCUUGUUCAUUAUGAGUUCCAUCAUGGUUGCUUAUGCUGGUACCUUUUAUGAAGAAUUUGACAUAACAUGGGGUGAACAACAUGCUACAAUACUCGAUAACGGAAAGCUCCUCACUCUUAAUCUUGACCAGAUUUGUGGCUCCGGCUUCCAAUCCAAAAGAUCAUAUCUAUUUGGAAGGAUUGAUAUGCAGCUAAAGCUUGUCUCCGGCGACUCAGCUGGCACUGUCACGGCUUACUAUUUAUCCUCAGAGGGACCAAACCACGACGAGAUUGAUUUUGAGUUCUUGGGAAACCUGAGUGGAGAUCCCUAUAUUGUCCAUACAAACGUGUUCACGCAAGGUAAAGGAGAUAGAGAGCAACAAUUCUACCUCUGGUUUGACCCAACAAAAGAUUUCCACACCUAUUCCAUUGUUUGGAAUCCACGAUGCAUCAUUUUAUUAGUGGAUAACAUUCCCAUAAGAGUAUUCGAAAACCAAGAAUCCAUUGGGAUUCCCUUUCCAAAGAGCCAGCCCAUGAAGCUUUACUCUAGCCUUUGGAACGCAGACCAAUGGGCAACGAGAGGUGGGCUCGUGAAAACAGAUUGGUCCAAGGCUCCUUUCACAGCCUACUAUCGAAACUUCAAUGCCAAUGCCUGUGUGUGGUCUGGGGACUCGUCUUCUUGCUCUUCAUUGUCUACCAAUGCUAUGACUAAUAGAGCUAAUUGGCAAACUCAAGGACUCGAUGCAAAUGGGAGAAGAAGACUCAGAUGGGUGCAAAAGUAUUACAUGAUUUACAACUAUUGUACCGAUUUUAAGCGAUUUCCCGAGGGUCGGCCUAGGGAGUGCCGGCACUCUAGGCUCCUUUAAGAACGAAAUAAUCUGUGUGAAUUUGUAAGAUAUAUUUUGGUGUAAUAUUCAUUUGAGGAUUAUUGGUGUCAAAUAAACCCUUUUUUUUUUGUUUGGUUACAAUUCAAAUUUGUUAUUGCUGGCUACAUUUUGUUCAGUAUAAAAGGUGUAAUAUGCCAUCAA
This is a messenger RNA of Quercus robur (English oak), 1288 nucleotides long. Its product is annotated as xyloglucan endotransglucosylase protein 1-like. The transcript has 3 exons. Gene Ontology annotation, biological process: xyloglucan metabolic process; cell wall biogenesis. Gene Ontology annotation, molecular function: xyloglucan:xyloglucosyl transferase activity; hydrolase activity, hydrolyzing O-glycosyl compounds. Lineage: Eukaryota; Viridiplantae; Streptophyta; Magnoliopsida; Fagales; Fagaceae. Bases 239 to 1126 code for a protein of 295 amino acids. The record is from RefSeq and is a predicted model, not a curated record. Gene Ontology annotation, cellular component: cell wall; apoplast.